Umbelopsis ramanniana AG is the source of this 1567-nucleotide messenger RNA. RefSeq lists its product as uncharacterized. Gene Ontology annotation, molecular function: ATP binding; protein serine/threonine kinase activity. Gene Ontology annotation, biological process: negative regulation of glycogen biosynthetic process; protein phosphorylation; intracellular signal transduction. NCBI's taxonomy places the organism in Eukaryota, Fungi, Mucoromycota, Umbelopsidomycetes, Umbelopsidales, Umbelopsidaceae. Bases 396 to 1394 code for a protein of 332 amino acids. The transcript has a single exon. The record is from RefSeq and is a predicted model, not a curated record. Gene Ontology annotation, cellular component: cytoplasm; nucleus; cytosol.
GUAAUGGGAUGUGUUAAAUCAGGAACAGAAUGAAGACUGCCUUCAUCCUUCACCGAGGUCUCUCAUUCGCUGUAUGGGUUAGGUUGCAGUGCCGAUCGCGUAGAGUGACUGACAUAUCGCAUAAAAACGGCUGCCCGUUUUCUAAUUAGUUCUCAAUUCACUCUAUUUCUGAUUUGGCCCUGGUAUUGAAGAUCGAACCUCGGACACUUAAUUGUACACUCUUAAUCUCUGCAGUAUAUAACGUGUGCAUACCAGCCAGAGUCAAAUAUCGUUUUCCCUCUCUCUUUUCAAUCAUCACUUUUUUCCAUUCUGAAACCUAUUCUCCAGUAACCAACGGCUCACUCAUUUCAAUUCAUCCAAUCUCUUUUGCAAACCUCACACCCUGACACCUCACCAUGGCAGCGACAGGAAUGAUCUCCAAUCAAAUACAUAUCCAUCCAAAUCAGCGAUUUGAACCCUCCAGCGAAGAAUUUCAAUGCGGCUACUAUGCCACCACUCCACCCACCGCAAAAAUGUCUCAUCCACGUUUAUCUAGUAAAUCAUUGCUGUCGCCUAUCUCACUCACCAACAGCGCCAAACCUAUGCAAGGACACCAAGCUCUUCCCCUCUCUCCACCCCAGACACCUAAACCGCCGUCAGGUACAAGCCCUAAACAAAUGACCGUGUCAGCUCAGCAUUUGAAGAACCAUGCUUUCCAUCCGCAGUUUGAUGCAAAGUAUGCCAUCGGCGAAGAACUUGGCAACGGUGGAUUCGGUUUUGUCGUCUCUGCCAUCCAAAAACACACCAGCCGUGAAGUUGCCGUAAAAUUUAUCUUUCGAGAUAAAGUGCCGGCUCACGCAUGGGCUAAUGACAAGGACCUGGGUAUGAUUCCCAUGGAAAUCUAUGUCCUGAAGAACGUCAGACAUCCAAGCAUAAUCGCUUUCUUGGACGCUUUCCAAGACACUAAAUUUUUUUACCUGGUCAUGGAGCUGCACGGCACACAAUGGUCGGCCACCAACCCCCUUUUGGUAUCACCCGAAGCUAGACUUUCAAAGCUGGCUGCUGCAACUGAGCAGCAGCAACUUCGAUCUGGUAUGGUCAUGACAGGACCUCCCACGCCUCCAGAAGAGCCGAUAUUCCCUCCUUUGGAUGAUGGCUCUCCACGACCCAAUUUAUUGGUCAGAAGAACAUCGUGUGAUCUAUUCGAGUGCAUCGAGCACCACUCGAAAUUUUCUGAAAAAUUGGCCAAGAAAAUCUUUCGUCAAAUCAUAGAGUGUGUCAGCUACCUGAGUGAUAUUGGGGUAUGUCAUCGCGAUAUCAAAGAUGAAAACAUUGUCAUCGACAAUAAUUAUGUGGUAAGCCUCGCAUGCUUUGCUGCUCAUGCCUAUCACAAGUAUGAAGCUAAAUUGCUAUAAUUCAAAAAGGUUAAACUGGUCGAUUUUGGAUCGGCGGUUAUCCUUCCUCGCUCCAAUGCCAUCAAACCUCACUACUUUGACAAGUUUUACGGCACCAUCUCCUUUGCCUCGCCUGAAAUAUUACUCUGUAAACCUUACUGCGCAGAACCAGCGGAAAUUUGGUCGCUAGGCAU